Messenger RNA from Penaeus indicus, 1287 nucleotides. RefSeq lists its product as uncharacterized. The transcript has 8 exons. The record is from RefSeq and is a predicted model, not a curated record. The coding region runs from base 212 to 1213 and encodes 333 amino acids. NCBI's taxonomy places the organism in Eukaryota, Metazoa, Arthropoda, Malacostraca, Decapoda, Penaeidae.
GGAUCCGAAAAGUACUAUUGAAUCAGGAUCUUCGCGUCUCGUUAAAAAAAUCGUUUUAUUUCUUUUAUUUCUCAGUGUCUCUUUUUUAAUUCCUCGAAUCUGUCUUUUUGAAGAUGUGGUGAAUAACAAGAUGGAGUGAAGAAUAAUUGUAGUAGAUGGUCCAUCUGGCUGUCCAAUCUUCUGAGUGCAUUAACACCCAUCGUAAACAAACAUGGCAGAAAAGUACCUUUAUUGCCAGACGGGCAAGGUGGAAGAUGUUAUAUUCCCAGGAAAGGCUUUUCUCACUUUCCUUCUUCAUGGUAAACCCCAGAGAGUCCUAUUGUGGGUCAAGUGUUUUAUUCAUCAGGGAAAGACGCUCGAGCAAACGGAUAAUUUUAUAGAUAAAUUAAGCGUGGGAGACACUGUAUAUUUUGACUGCCAUGUUUAUGAUAAGGAAUCACGUGACCAUUGCCAAUGGUAUGCAGCAAAGGCAAGUAAGGACAUGCCAGAGGAAAUGCAAAUGAAAACAGUACCUCGCGUCAGAAACCAGAAUGGCUAUAUAUCCGAAGUUGACCCCGGGAAAGGGGUUAUAACCUUCGACUUUUAUGAUGAGGAACAACGGGUUAUCUUUGUACGAUCCAGAUUUUAUUACUUUGGCAAGCGGAUGUCCAAUAAAAAAAAUCUCAGGGACAUCUUGAGCGAAAAUGAUCCACUGCAAUUUGACGCUGAGCAGUGCGAACCUUCCGAAGAUAAUUACUACUGCACUUGGUUUGCAACGCAAGUCUGGAAGGGCAAAAGACCUACAACACAGGGCAGUACCUGGACACUGUCUGGACCGAGUGAUGAUGUCACUGCUGAUGACAGUGCAAGUAAUGCUGGUGGAAUCAUUAGAGACACUUCCGAGGAUUUCCCUAGUCUUGGCCUUCCCCAGGGUUUGACGGAAAAACAAGGGUAUAAAGCUUUUGAAGUAAAUACUAGUGUUAGAGAAGGAAAGGGUAAUGUGUUAAGCCUCUUCAAUGAAGAAUGUGGGCUUGCACUGUGGAUGGUGCGGCACAACACUUGGGAGACGGUUUUCUUUCAUCGUAAGAAUACAUAUCUAGACAGCAUACAUCUAAGUAACUUUGAUCUUCAGGAAUCACUUUCAGAAGGGACUCCUCUAGAGAUUCAAGCUGUUCCUGCGGUUCCAGAGUUUCCUUGCAGAUGGAUUGCACAAAAAGCCAUUGCAAGGUACUGAUACCCACACACAAAAGUUUAUUGAUUUUGUCAUUCUUUUUUACCCUGAAAAUUUAAUAAAUAUGUAAGAUAUUA